AUGCAGGCUCAACACCGCGCCUUCAUUCUCUCUGACACCCUCACCCACAACUGCGACCUUCUACGCCACACUUACCACCUUGGUUACUCGACCCCUCUGACACUGAUCCUGCCCUUAAGCCCGUCUCAGUUCUCCGUCUCCCGUCUCCCUCCGCCAGAACCUGCCCCCUGGGACCAGGGCCCACGCGUGCUCCCCGCACCCAUCAUCGACUUGACCGAUCCCGACCCUGACACGCCCCCCCCCAUGCGCACGCCCCAUCCUACUUCAAUAUUCGCUCCACUCACACCGCCUCUGCUUCUCUCCUGGCCCCCAAUCUCCCGCGGAGCCCACCUCGCAGCCCAGAUGGUCCUGCGUGUUCGUCCGACGACGAGAUUGCCGCGAUGCUCGUCGCAAGCCCCUCCACACCGCCUCCGCCGUUCGUUUCCCCGCUCACUCCACUCGCCUCGCUUAACACGUCCCCGGCAUCCACGCACGCUCCCGUCCCCGUCACCCCUCCCUGCUGCUGCUCCCGCUGCCUCCCCCGUCCCGCACGCCAAAUCUUCGCCUACGUCGCCGGCGAUCUGCAAGCUAUAG
This is a messenger RNA of Heterobasidion irregulare TC 32-1, 573 nucleotides long. RefSeq lists its product as uncharacterized. Lineage: Eukaryota; Fungi; Basidiomycota; Agaricomycetes; Russulales; Bondarzewiaceae. The transcript has 3 exons. The record is from RefSeq and is a predicted model, not a curated record. The coding region runs from base 1 to 573 and encodes 190 amino acids.